Molecule: messenger RNA, 984 nt
Organism: Parnassius apollo (apollo)
Lineage: Eukaryota; Metazoa; Arthropoda; Insecta; Lepidoptera; Papilionidae
Source: the annotation of a GenBank genome assembly
AUGUCACGAAAACGAUCUAAAUAUUUAGUGGAUUUAGCCAAAAAGGAGAAAAAUUCAUUGAAGAGUUUUGAUAAAAAUGGUGAGAUACCACUUCAUACUGACGAGAGAGAAUCCUCGCCAUUACCUGCUGAAGUUGAUAAUCCUGAAUUCGUGGCUUUGUAUAAUCACGUCAUGUUUGAAGAGCCUAUUCAAGAGCAUGAUUAUUCUAUAGUCAGUUCUGCAAGCCGAGAUAUAGAAAAUUACAAAAAUGAUGUAGUAUUACAAGAUAUAAAUUUGAAUGACUUGGGGGCUCCUAAAACUCCACUUAAUAUUUAUUCACCAAAUGUAUUGACUUCAACCCAAAAACUUUCUCCAUUGACAUUAACUUCACCAAUUAUCGAACCUUUGUUUUCAUUCGUCUCUAAUGAUGCUUCUGACAGCAUAGAUAAUACCCUCGUACCUUCACCUUAUAGUAAUUUUUCGGAAUCUUCACAAAGUUUAAACGGUACCUUAGUGCCGACUUCUUGCCAAGAAGCCGAAGAUAGAACACUCACACCAGAAAUCAGUACUUCCAUCCAGGAAAGUCUUCCCGAUUCGCAUAUGGUUAACUGCCUCAGCAAUAACACGAAUUCAGUAUCGGCAAUAUCUACUCCCUGUAAUUCAAUUUCCUCGCCUGCAACGUUUAAUUAUAGUGACUAUUCUGCAGUAUCGACCCCAAAAAAUAAUAAACGUAGAUCUAAAAAAAGAACUGAUGUGGGUCUCAAACGUCUUAAACUUGAAGAUGAGUGGAAAAAUAGAAAGAGAAAACGUUUGUGUAACAAAGGAUUGCAGUAUACUACGUCAAAAGGGAGAACUAAAGCACCAAGAAGCAUUAAAGUCAGUUUUGUCAAUUGUCGUCUGCAAUGCUAUAAUAAAAUAAGCCAAGAAGUUCGUAUUGACCUUUCUGAUAAGUUUUGGGAUACCGAUGAUCACCAAAACAAUGGCAAAUCAUUGCCAAAUAUGUAA